AUGUAUAAUAUUCUCCUACUUGUAUGCAUUAUCGCAGUUAUACAAUCCAAGCUCAAGGUUAUUAGGCCAUCAAACCUGAUUAAUGAGAACAUUGAUUAUAGCAUAGCCAAUUUUGGGUAGUCUUUGUUGUUUACGAAAACUAGAAUUAUACCAUUCGGACAUCGUUUGAUGGGAGCAGUGGAUUUGGCUUAUCCACCGAAUGGAUGUGAUGAGCUAACACCUACUUAUGGAGCUCAAUUUAUUUUGAUUGAGAGAGGGGACUGCACUUUUGUAACUAAGGUUAGGAAUGCUGAGAGGGCUGGGUAUCAAUUGGCAAUUAUUGGGAAUUACAAUGACGAUCCCAUUCAAUCUGACUUUGCUAUGGCUGAUGACGGUCAUGGAUAUUAGGUGAACAAUAUGGACUAUUUUAUUUUAGGUAUCAAUCCCUUCCAUAUUCAUUACAAAUAAACACUUUAAUCUAAUAAAGGAGAAGGCUAAGGUAAACAGAGUAUAGGAUUCAAAUGAUGAGAAGAUCAUGUUGCUUUUGAAAUUCGACGUAGUGAAAUCAGACAAAGUAUCAGUGAUAUUUGGGUUGAAUAUUCAAGAUAGAGAAUCCUUUAGAAUUAUCGAUGAGUAUGAACCAUACUACAACUAAUUGAAGGAUCAAAAUAUGAAUUAUACCCUCGUAUAUUCGAUAAUGAGUUUUAAUAAUUCAAUCGAUAGCGUUUAGCAACAAAAUUCUGAUUGCAUUUGUCAGAAUAGAUAUUGUGCAUUAGACCCUGAUGGAACAGCCAUAGGAACUGGCAAAGACGUUGUCUAUGAAGUAUUAAGAUAACUUUGCAUAUUCUAAUUGCACGAAUAGAAAUGGUUUGGCUACAUGGUACAUAUGUUAUUAGACAACUUAGAAUCAAUUCAAUUUUAAAUGUACUAAGCCUUAAGCAUACUCUGUGUGCAGUCAAUAGGUGAUGGACAUGUUGGAGAUCCCUAAAAAUGAGAUUCAAUAAUGCUUCGAUAAAUCAUUUCUUGAUUUCAACACUAACCAAUAGACCAGAAACGAAUCUAAUGCAUACAACACUAUAUUAGACCAUUAAUAUUACAUCUACUAGGCUGCAGGAAUCAAUGGAUUCCCAUCAGUUUUUGUGAAUUCAUUGGUUUACAGAGGGUAGUUCUCUGGAAAUGGAAUUUUCGGAGAGAUCUGCAAUAGUAAAUUACACAGUUCUAAACUAGGUUUUCUAACAACUCCUCCUCAAUGUAGUUCACAGGUUGAAGGAUACACACCUCCAGUUAUAGAUGAUUCGAUUGCUGUCUAUAUCUUAGUAAUAACUGCUUUUGUUGUGUUUUUCCUAUUGAUUGGUUUUUUCAUAUUUAGAAAGGUGAUUGAGAGGGAUAGUAAGGUGGUCACACAACCUCAAGUGAAUGAGAUGGUGAGUCAAUACAUUAAGUUUUACGAGGGCAAAGACAAACAAAAGGAAAGUGGAUCUAUUUGAAAUAUAUAUAUUUGUG
Messenger RNA from Paramecium octaurelia, 1482 nucleotides. The record is from the annotation of a GenBank genome assembly. Lineage: Eukaryota; Ciliophora; Oligohymenophorea; Peniculida; Parameciidae.